UUGAAUAUUUAUUUAAUUUUGUUUCUCGGUUCUGAAAUAGGACGAGCAGUUACUGUGAAAUAUUUUCCAUGGGAUCAAUUCGUUUAAACAACUUCACUCACAAUUGAUUCAUACUUAUUCAGUUGUGAAAAUGGCUCUUCUGGUACUGACUCCAUGACUCAUGCUUGUGGCAAAGCCAUAAAACGAUUGAGACAUCUCACAAACGGUAUCACUGUAUGAUUUUGUAGUUAGUCCGACAAACAGUGGGAUCUACAUAUAUUAUUCUUUCAUAAAACUGUGAAGUGUCAACACGAUUAUUCAGAACUGGAUUCCUUAUAGCACCACCCUGUGCAAUUUGUACUUACAGAGAGUCAUCUCUCAUACGACCUGGAACCAUAUUCUAGGUCAGUCUGUAACACUAUUUAUUUCUCGACCUCUGUGAACUUGUGACGCGUCAUCUUUGACCUGCGACCCCCCUGACCCACAAUCAUGAGUUCCCCGGCACUAGCUAAAGCAGCGCGUGGGAGGGGGCGUGGCCAAAGCGGCUUCCCACAGCGCAACAACACGCUGCCCACUAACAUGAUGACCGUUCUCUCUCGCAUCAAGGUGGACAUGCCGCUCAGCUCUGGGCGGGGCAACAAGUGGGGGCGGAGACGGCCCGGCUCCAUGCGCUACAGCUUCAUGUCCCACACCUCCGUGGACUCAACGGGAUCAAAGCAGCCGAUGGGUUUUACAAGACGACGUUCCCCGACUCCCAGUUCUCGCCUGAUAUCACACCCCUUAUCCUCGCCUCGCAGAAGAACCAGUAUGAGAUUGUACAACUCUUGUUGCUUCGCGGAGAGACCAUCAUGAAACCGCACAAGUUCAGUUGCGCAUGUCAGGAAUGUCGUAACCGGAUGAAGUUUGACCAGCUCCGCCUCGCCAAGUACCGACUGAACGCGUACCGUGGUUUGGCCAGUGAGGCUUACAUCUCUCUGUCCAGCAAAGACCCGAUCCUCACAGCCUUUGAGCUGGCAGCCGAGCUGAGGCGUCUGUCCCGGGUGGAGAAGCAUUUUAAGGUACCGAGACUUCAUGGACCAGACUAACAACACGGUGUACGGCACAGACUUCCCUCUGAGGGCGUCCUUCCCCACAGUCACAGAGAUGAUGAUGAGUCUAUGGAUCAUUGGCAUGGUGUGUCAGGAAUGUAACCAGUUGUUUCACAGCGGUCUCAUGGAGCACAUGACCAACCUGUACAACUUGCAGGAUUUCCUACUUAUCAGCGUCUAUAUCGCUACCUUCACACUGCGCUAUUGGUCCAUGUACAAGUUCCACGACUCCAUUCAGUUCUUGAGUACCCCAAGCAACACCCUGGAUGAGAAACUCACGUUGGAGAAAGUUUACUGGUUAAACGCAGGUGAGUUGUGGAUAUCAAGAGCUCACGUGCAAUGAUCGUGUUAUCUAUGUAUUACAUUACAUCCCUGUUAAUGGGGUUCAUUGUAAAUAUUAUGAUUAGAAAGUGAGAUGUAGAUAGAGAA
This is a messenger RNA of Aplysia californica (California sea hare), 1496 nucleotides long. RefSeq names its product short transient receptor potential channel 3-like. Gene Ontology annotation, molecular function: protein binding; store-operated calcium channel activity; inositol 1,4,5 trisphosphate binding. Gene Ontology annotation, cellular component: cation channel complex; membrane. Lineage: Eukaryota; Metazoa; Mollusca; Gastropoda; Aplysiida; Aplysiidae. The record is from RefSeq and is a predicted model, not a curated record. Gene Ontology annotation, biological process: regulation of cytosolic calcium ion concentration; calcium ion transmembrane transport; manganese ion transport.